Molecule: messenger RNA, 481 nt
Organism: Olea europaea var. sylvestris
Lineage: Eukaryota; Viridiplantae; Streptophyta; Magnoliopsida; Lamiales; Oleaceae
Product: putative lipid-transfer protein DIR1
Exons: 1
Coding region: 42-338 (98 amino acids)
Biological process (GO): systemic acquired resistance
Molecular function (GO): fatty acid binding
Source: RefSeq, a predicted model, not a curated record
AAAGAAUCAUUGUAACAAUAGAGCCUCGAGCAAUCAAGAAUAUGGAGAGUGGUAGAAAAUUGGUGGCGGUGGUGGUGAUACUGGUGGUUCUUGGUGGAGCAAAGGCAGUGAGCUUUUGUAAUAUGACGGAGGAGGGUUUAGAAGCAUGCCGGCCGUCAGUUACACAGCCGAACCCGGUGGAGCCGUCGUCGGAAUGUUGUGAUGCUCUCUCAAAUGCAGACUUGAAAUGCUUAUGUUCUUAUAGGAACUCAAUUGUUUUGCCUUCUCUCGGGAUUGAUCCUGAUCUUGCAUUGGGACUCCCUGUCAAGUGCAAUCUCAACCCUCCUGCUGAAUGCUAAGGUCCUUCGUCACACCUUGUUCGUGCACGUAAAUGCUUUAGUCGAAAUAAGAUGGCGAUUAUAUUUAUCUUUGCCUACUAUGAUACUAUGUUAGAUUUAGUUUCACACUCGAUUUUGGCACAUAAAUAUAUGCAUUUUGUGUA